ACGUUACAAAAAGUGAAUAAAAAAAAAUCAUAAAAUUUGGCAUGAAUUUGCCGAAAAAAAAGUAUGACAGACAAUUACGUCUUUGGAACAAACAUGGACAAUGUUUCCUUGAAAAAUCCCGGGUUUGUUUGAUAGAAGGAACAGCUACAGGAGCCGAAAUCUUAAAAAAUCUUAUUUUGCCAGGUAAAUUACAAUAAAAGGAGGAUAUUUCAGAUUUUUAUUAUUAAAUAUAAGGAAUCGGGUCAUACGUAAUUGUAGAUAAUAGUUUUGUCGUAGAAGAAGAUCUUGGAACUACUUUUUUUGUUGAUGGAAAUCGUAUAAAUGAAGCUAAAGCACCUCAAAUGUGUGAGCUAUUACAAGAACUAAAUGAAGAUGUAAAAGGAGAAUAUUUAAUAGAAACAUUGGAAUCAAUUUUAAUACAUAAUCCUAGUUUUUUUAAACAAUUUACUAUUGUAAUUAGUUCAAUACAUGAGGAUGAACUACUUUUAAAACUUGAAAAAAUUUUAUGGGAUUUUGAUAUUCCAUUAAUUAUUUCAUAUUCAGUAGGAUUUAUCGGAUAUCUUAGAAUCACUAUGCCAGAACACACAGUUGUAGAAACACAUGAAGAAAAUCUUAUAGACUUAAGAAUAGAUUGUCCAUGGCCAGCUCUUAGAGAAUUGGCAUCAAGUUUUAAUUUAAAAAAUAAAAAGAAUUGUUCAUAUACACACAUACCUUACAUAUUAAUUCUAUUAAAUUGUCUUGAUAUAUGGAAACUAAGAAAUAACGGAAUGCUUCCAUGUACAGAUGAAGAAAAACAACAAUUUAAAGAAAUAAUAAGGACGUAUAUGCAAGGAUUCGAUAAAGAAAGCAUUGAAGAAGUUCUUUCUGUUUCAUGGAGAGCUUCAUGCAUAACAUCGAUACCAGAUAAUGUUCAAUCUAUAUUAAAAGAUGAAAAAUGUGUUCACAUAUCUUCUGAAAGUUCAGAAUUCUGGAUAUUAUGUCAUGCCAUUUCCAAUUAUGUAUCAGCUGAGGGAAAUGGUUUACUACCUCUUUCUGGGGUAAUUCCAGAUAUGAAAUCAGAUUCAGAAAGCUAUAUAAAAUUACAAAACGUUUAUCGCCAAAAGGCACAAGAAGACUAUGAAUGUGUCCGAAAGUAUGUUCAAGAUAUACUUUUGUCAAUAUCUCAGCCAAUGUCAAAAAUUUCUGAUGACAAAAUAAAAUUUUUUUGUAAACAAUGUAAAUACAUGAGAAUACUGCGCUACCGUUCAUUGAAAGAAGAAUAUAGAUCUCCGGAUUUAAAAUUAAUUAAAUCAUCUUUCUCAACGCCAGAUGAUCUCAUAAUAUGGUACAUUGCUCUUAGAAGUUACAACAAAUAUAAAAACAUUUUUGGAAAAUAUGCAGGAGCCCAACAAGCUACUCUAGAUGCAGAUACAGAUAAAUACAUCCAGUUAACAGAACACUUCCUUUCAAAAUUUAACUGUAAAAUGACAGAAUUUCAGAUAAUGGCUUGUAAAGAAUUAAUAAGAGCAGGAGGGGGCGAACUACAUAAUAUUGCAUCUUUUAUAGGAGGUGUUGCAGCCCAAGAGGCAAUUAAGGAAUUCAAAAAAACAUUAUUUACUCUUAAAAUAACAUAAGACAGAUCAUUAUUAAGCAAUAUAUCCCAAUUAAUAAUACUUAUAUAUUUGAUGGAAUUUCAAGUAGAAGUCAAGUUUGGAAAUUUUAAUUUAGAAUCAUCAAUAUAGAUAAAUGUUUUUUUAAAAAAUAGUAUUUUAUAUUCAUAUAACUCUAUUCAAAAAAAAACAAGAUGCAUAAAUUCCAAGUUAUAAAAAGCAUCAAUAUUCACAUUUUUUCUUUUCCAACGAAUAUCAUCUGGACUGAAUCCUCCAUAAGGUGAAUUAAAAUAUGCCCAAUGUGGCGUUUCUAUUUCACGUUAAAUAUAAGAUUAUUUUAAUAUACAACUAUAUUUACCAGAAAUAUAAUCCAUCUCAGAAAAUGGCAUGUUUGAUUCAGCUAAUUCAAAAAAACGAUCAUAAUUUAUAUGGGUAUACCAUUUAUCAUUUAUAUAAAAUUUCUUUUGUGCAAUUAACACACAACAUGAAUGAACAUGCUCAGAAGCAAUAUCAUAUUCGGGUACAUUAUCCAUUUCUGAUAUUUUUUUAGUUAGUGCUUUCACAAAACCAACAACUUCUUCAUGGAAAGGGACAUUUUUCAUUGUCAAAGAAGAAUGAGUAUUACCACAAUAAGUUACCCCUAUAGAAAUAAAUAUAUGUUGAUAAAUUUUAUAAAAAAUACCUUUGAUUUCAAUAAAACAAGGUUUUCCAACAGAUACUAAAUGUGCAUAUUGUUCUACUUCUUCAGUAUUAAAUCCUUUAACCAAAGUAAGUCGAUAAACAGUUCUUUGUUGUUUUCGACUCAAAAUUUCUAAACAAGAAAUAAAUCUUUCCCAAAAAUCCUAUUUUAAUGAGUUGAUAUUAAAAUAUGAAUUUCAAAUAACCUUAAAUAAAGGACGAUCAAUUUUUUUUAAUGAAUCUUUUGUGCUUGCAUCUAUUGAAACAUAACUUUAAACAUCAGUACCCAAAUAAUACUAGUUUAAACAACAUACAGCUGAGUAACUUGCCCUAUAUUCUCAAGAGCAUCAGGAUGCUGAGCAUUAGUAACCAAAAAUGUACUAAUUUUUCUAUCAUGAAGCAUCUUAAUAAGUUCAUUAAUAUGAGGAUCUUUAAAAAUAAAAUUAGACAAAUGCUAAUCGCUUGAAAGAAAAAAAUACAUGUUAUUGGUUCACCAACAAGACUAAGAGCACAAUGUCGAAUACGCAUAGCUUCUUUUAGUCUCUCUGGACGAAUACCAGGAAUUCCUUUCAUCUUCAA
Molecule: messenger RNA, 2846 nt
Organism: Pneumocystis murina B123
Lineage: Eukaryota; Fungi; Ascomycota; Pneumocystomycetes; Pneumocystales; Pneumocystaceae
Exons: 10
Coding region: 342-1613 (423 amino acids)
Biological process (GO): protein neddylation
Molecular function (GO): NEDD8 activating enzyme activity
Source: RefSeq, a predicted model, not a curated record